CGCUCUGGUCGUGGUCGCAAAGCAGGUGCUUGUGUCCUACCUGAACUCCUCUCUAACGGAUCUCGCCAACAACAGCACGAUGGUGAGCGUACAGAAGGUGCCGGUGAGCGUGAGCGCAGUGUUGGUGCUGAGCGUGGUGCUCAGUCUGCUCAGCGGAACGCUCGUGGACGCUCGACCGGAGCCAGCACAGCUCGUCGCAAUGGCGGAUGCUCUAAAAUAUCUACACCAGCUGGACAAAUAUUACUCUCAGGUGGCACGGCCAAGCACUCGGUCCGCCCCAGGGUCUAUGGUGACAGCACACGAUAUGGAGGAGACCCUGCGACGCUACCUCCAGUUGCAAGACCUCGGAAAAUUUUAUGUAAAUAAGGCACGGCCUCGAUUCGGCAAGAGAUCGGAAUCGACCCAGGGACCAUCAGAACAAGCGUUGUGGGAGGCGAGUGCGAGACUACUGGACUCGUACGGCGAGCAGCGCUGAGGCGGCAGAUGGUGUGAUGUUCCGGUGGUGCCAAAACCUUCACGACCAAAGGGCAUGUGCCCUGACUCCGCACUGAAAAAACCCUUCGUUCUUCAGAGUAAACAGCGAAAAUAUUUAUCUACAUUUCGAGUAUAACUUUCAAAUUUAGUAUUAAUAUAGACAAAUAACAUGGUGCUAGAAACCAUCACAGUAAUACCGGAGUCUGGAAUGAGGGAAUUGGAGCUGGUACAACUGAGCAAUCAAUUCAGCCAUUAUGCCCCAACGUCAAUAAAGAGAAUAAAGAAAUAGAAUUAUUUGAAUUCCUAGACUAGUACUAAAAUUCAGCUCGCUAAAGGCAAACGAAUGAGUUUUUUUUUAAAAGCGUGAAAAUUCUAGCAGUGUCGAAUUUAAAUGGAUAUACACCGAGAAAUUGUCAAAAUACAACGAAAAUUUUAUAACCAAUUUCAAAAAAUAAUUGAAUUUUACAGCACGUGUAUUUGUUUUAUUUACUCAGUUGUAUUCAAAUGAUAUGAAACGCAUUACCAACAUCGCAUUUACAUAGUGGAGCAGCGGACUGUAAACCGAGUCUUUAGAAGCGCUGCAAUACAAAAUCAAACCAUCGCAUUGCAUUCUUCACCUUGUGUUCAUCAAAGAAAGAAGCAAGCAGUGAUUGAAUAAUGUUCACAUCCUAACCAUAAUUUCAACUAGAAAUUUGCCAUGAAACUGGAACCCUUGACAAAAUAUAUUUCUUUGCCCUUUCCAAGUAAAACCGAUUUGGCA
Molecule: messenger RNA, 1234 nt
Organism: Hyalella azteca
Lineage: Eukaryota; Metazoa; Arthropoda; Malacostraca; Amphipoda; Hyalellidae
Gene: NPF
Product: neuropeptide F
Exons: 5
Coding region: 80-475 (131 amino acids)
Cellular component (GO): extracellular region
Molecular function (GO): hormone activity
Source: RefSeq, a predicted model, not a curated record